This is a messenger RNA of Saccoglossus kowalevskii, 2583 nucleotides long. RefSeq names its product gamma-aminobutyric acid type B receptor subunit 2-like. Gene Ontology annotation, molecular function: G protein-coupled GABA receptor activity. Gene Ontology annotation, cellular component: G protein-coupled receptor heterodimeric complex; membrane. Lineage: Eukaryota; Metazoa; Hemichordata; Enteropneusta; Harrimaniidae. The record is from RefSeq and is a predicted model, not a curated record. Gene Ontology annotation, biological process: gamma-aminobutyric acid signaling pathway; G protein-coupled receptor signaling pathway.
AUGCAUUGUGUAAAAGUUUGGCUGUCAUUCGCCGUGCCUCUUUUUGUUGUGGAUGUUUGUUUUGGUGACACAGAGAGGCGAUUACCCAUUGUUGACAACAAUACGUUUGAUCUCAACUUCGCUGCUUUGUUUCCCUUCACGUCAGAGCACCCAGAGAGCCGUACAGCUUGGGCUGUCAAACCUGCCGUUGAUUUGGCAUUACAACAUGUGAACAACAACACCAACAUUUUACAGGGAUAUCACCUGCGAAUAACACCAUACGACACUAAGUGUGAUAUGGCGGAAGGUACCAAAGCUUUCUUCGAAGCGAUGGCUACAGGUCCUCCAAAGUUAAUGGUUUUUGGUGGUAUUUGUUCAAACGUGACAGCGCCCAUAGCCGAGGCUGCAAUAUGGUGGAAUUUAAUACAGCUCUCCUACGCAAACACAGAACCGUUUUUAUCAGAACGUGAGAAGUACCCUACGUUUUUCCGCACCGUUCCUUCUGAAGCUGACUUCAACCCUGCCAAAUUAAAGUUACUGGAGUAUUUUAAUUGGACCCACGUGGCGACAAUACACCAAGACACACCACGGUUCUCAAUAGCACACAAUAAAAUGUCUAGCAUUUUGGAGAAAUCCGGCAUAAAACUAAUCAAGGUUGCAAAUUUCGCUAAUAACCCAUAUAGCGCUGUAAAAAGCAUAAAGGAAUCCGGCGCGAGGAUAAUACUCGGAUACUUCGAUGAGGUCAUGGCUAAGCAGGUUUUCUGUAGCGCGAGAAAGAAUCAAUUGGUAGGCAAUAAGUACGUAUGGAUUCUUCCCGGGUGGUUUACCGACAAUUGGUGGAACAGCACGAGUGAAUUUGCAGGAUGCAAAGAUGAUGAAUUAUAUGAUGCAAUCCAGGGUUACAUAGCAACCGAUGUUUUGCCCCUAGCAACAACUGGCGCGGAGAUGAUAGCGGGAUUAACGGCUUCUGCGUACGAAGAUCAAUACAACACCAACAAUGGCGACAACUAUACCGUAUUUCAUGGCUAUGCAUAUGACGGUGUUUGGGCUAUAGCACUUGCACUGGAUGCUGUGAUACGACAACUGGGCAGCAACGUCACAUCCCUUGUAAAUUACACGUAUGCAAAUGAAGAUGUGUUUCAGAUGAUUAUGGAGGCUAUGAACGAGACUGAUUUCGUUGGCGUCACGGGCCGUGUACGUUUCAGGAAUGGAGAUAGAUUGGGAACUAUUUUAUAUAAGCAGUUUGUAGAUGGUAGAUACGCAAAUAUAGGAGAGUACCAUGCACAUAGUGACGACUACUUUAUUAACAAUGACUUGAUACACUGGGCAGACGGGUCCCCGCCUUUAGAUCAACCUAUUGUUAUUCGCAUUCAACGUGGUGUAUCCUUUGUUCUUUACGUCAUCAUGUGCUGUUUAACGUAUAUUGGUAUUUUGCUGGCUUUACUUUUUCUCUUCUUCAAUAUGCGGUUCAGAAAGCACAGGUUCAUAAAGAUGUCCAGUCCUUAUCUGAAUAACCUCAUUAUAUUCGGUGGCAUACUGUGUUACUGUUUUAUAUUAUUUCUUGGAUUGGAUGGAAACCACCUCACAGGCGUACACGUUCUAUGCUCGAUCCGUGCCUGGAUGCUGGCGAUUGGUUUCACCGGGGCGUUCGGAGCAAUGUUCAGCAAAACUUGGAGAGUACACAGUAUAUUUACAAACAUUAAAAUGAAAAAGCGAGUAAUUCGAGAUAACAAAUUAUUCGCAAUAGUGGGCGUGCUGUUACUUAUCGAUGUGUUGCUAUUGGUAACAUGGGAAGUAAAAGAUCCGAUGAAGAGGAUGGAAAUUGAGGGCCAAGAGGAGCCCGACCCUGAAGGGAGAGAUGUCUUCUUUGUACCUGUUAUGCAACACUGUGAAAGUGUUCAUAUGUCAAUAUGGCUGGCUGUCAUAUACGUCUAUAAAGGAGUACUAAUGGUGUUUGGGUGUUUUCUAGCAUGGGAGACUCGCCACGUUAGUAUACCUGCAUUAAACGAUAGUAAAUACAUCGGUAUGUGCGUCUAUAACGUUGUUGUGAUGUGCGUAAUUGGAGUGGCAUUGUCUUUUCUUAUAACCAAUAAUCCCAACGCAACGUUCGGAAUCAUAUCACUUUUUAUACUAUUUUGUACAACAGUGACACUCUGUCUAGUCUUCCUGCCAAAGCUUGUUGAAUUGAAAAGAGACCCAAGAGGCGAAGGGAGGAAGAUUCGAUGCCUCAGUGGCAGAGGAAGUUUCAAAAUGGCGUCGAGUUUUGACGGCGCAAACGUUCCAUUGAAAACACGAUGUCUUAGAACAGAACAUACAAAACUGAGAAAACUGCUAUCUGAGAAAGAUAAAGAGAUUAACGGCUUAUUGGUUAAACUUGGUAUGGAACCCGCCUAUCGCUAUGAACCUUCACAGACGAAUGCAAUGGCGAUGGAAACUAGCGUCACGUCUAUUUAUGGAGAGGAAAAAGACUUGCCAUCCAAUAUUUGUGGAAGUGUUUCUUUUAAUUGUGAUUCCCGGAACACCAGCUCUGUAUACUCUCGCCCAACCUCCAAUUCAAGGAAUGCUUCAUCGAAUAAAGAUUACUACGAGCUGACUAGUAGGUAA